CCCCAUGACAUAAGCGGUAAGCCUGACGUUUGUGGAAAAAAUAAUUGUCAUAUUGUCAUUUGUUCUCACGAUUUUUCGCAGAUUUUUCUCAAAGUAUUAAAAUGAUUGGAAGAAGUGCAACUACGUUUUUAUUAAAAUCUCCAUACUUUCAUAAGCCUUCUAUAAUUUUGAGAAAUAUAUCUGUAACGCCAGUAAAAAAUGAUAUCAUAAAAAUUCAAAGCACGCAAGAUUUUAAGGAUAAAGUCAUCAAUAGCAAAGUUCCAGUCGUUGUUGAUUUCUUUGCUACGUGGUGCAAUCCCUGUAGACUACUAACACCAAGACUUGAGUCAAUUAUCUCAGAAAAUAAAGGCAAAGUGCUCUUAGCAAAGGUAGACAUUGAUGAACAAACAGAUUUAGCUCUUGACUAUGAAGUGAGCUCUGUACCAGUUCUUGUGGCAAUCAAGAAUGGAAAAGUGCAACACAAACUGGUUGGAUUGCAAGAUACUGACAAAUUAAGAAAAUGGAUUGAGCAGUUUUCUUCUGAGGAAUCUGAGGUCAAAGCUAAUGCCUAGCUUGUCUGAUGGACAAAUCUGAAAUACUUGUUAAUAUAAUCUAUUGUUCUUGUUACUUCUAAUAAUGUAGUUGAAAUAAAAUUUAGAAAAAUUAAAA
Molecule: messenger RNA, 648 nt
Organism: Melitaea cinxia (Glanville fritillary)
Lineage: Eukaryota; Metazoa; Arthropoda; Insecta; Lepidoptera; Nymphalidae
Product: thioredoxin, mitochondrial
Exons: 2
Coding region: 102-551 (149 amino acids)
Cellular component (GO): cytoplasm
Molecular function (GO): protein-disulfide reductase activity
Source: RefSeq, a predicted model, not a curated record